AUGUGCAAAGUCUUCCCACCCAGCUUGGGAGAAACUGGACUCCGAUGGUUCGAUCGACUCCCCACUAGAUCGAUCCGUGGCUGGAAGCAACUCUCCGAAGAGUUCCUAGCCAGGUUCGUCUCCAACACUAAGAUUCCGAAAGAGCCGGAUACACUGUUCGGCCUUCGAAAGGAGCAGGAAGAAACACUACGCAGUUAUGCUAGGAGGUACUGGGAAGAAUACAAUGAUCUGGAGGAAAAUGUGUGUAGUGAACAGAUGGUCAUCUUGUCUUUCAAGCAUGGCCUGCGCCCGGAAAGUAGGUUGAGACAAUCACUUACCAAGCGCCCAGCCACAACAUUAAAAGACUUGCUUGCCAGGAUUGAGCAAUACGCUCGCCUCGAAGAUAAUCAGAUCCCUAUUGAGGUAGCAUCAACAGAACAAACAGCUCGGUACAAGAAGAGAACAAAUCGAGAAGAACACAGAGGGAUCGCAGUGAAUGAAGUGGAUAAGUCCAAAUCCCACAAAGCCAUCAUGACUGUGUUCAAAGAGCCAAUUUAUCGAAUCUUAGAAAAGAUCAAGAGAGAGCCCUUCUUUGUUUGGCCGCCGAAAAUGUUGGGAGAUCCGGCUCGGCACAAUCAAAAGCUCAGAUGCACUUACUAUCAAGACAGAGGGCACAUGACUCAGAACUGCAGAGCACUGAAACAACACUUGGAAGACUUAGUAGCAGCUGGGCACCUUCGGGAUUACAUUGAUCAGGAUAAGAAAGUGACCGAACCGGGGAACCUACCACCAGAACCAACUAUUAAGCAUCCACCUCGACUAAUAAUAAAUGUGAUCCACGAGACAACGACUCAGGAAGGGAGCCGUCUUAAGGGAGCCAUCUAUCAUAUUUCCCCUCUCUUCAGCAGCCCUACGAAGCAAGUCGGCGUGCUGAGUUUUCUCUUCCUCAACAACGACUCUCAUUCGCUCAUCUUCAACCUUUGUGGUUUCGACCUCUGCCUUCAUCAUCGCCUCAGCCAACUUGGCUGCAGCUGCUGUGGCCUUGCUUUUUUCCUCCUCAAGCUGGCUUUCAAGAAUGUUGAGUCGUUCCAUGACGUCGUAGUGAUGACAGCCGAUCUCGGCAAUCAUUCUUGCCGCCUAACAAAGAUAACGAAACAAAGGCAUGAUUAG
This is a messenger RNA of Camellia sinensis, 1149 nucleotides long. Lineage: Eukaryota; Viridiplantae; Streptophyta; Magnoliopsida; Ericales; Theaceae. The record is from RefSeq and is a predicted model, not a curated record.